ACCCUAUAUUACACGGGGUGGGACCGUCGCAAGUCCUCACUGUUAAUCACAAGCUCCGCAGCUCUCGUAAGCAGCUCGACCGUCGCCCUCACACCGUUGCCCAGGGAUAAAGAAACCCCAGUGCCUUAACCUGUUUCGACGCUAGUUGGUUGCCGACUCUGUGACCUAACACAACACACUCUCGUCUCGCUCUCUCUCUCUCUACGUUUUUACUCUCUCGCACAAGUUUACACCGAUCCUUUAGCGUUUCAAGAUGCCUUUCGUCCCCGUCGAUAUCGCCAAGUGCCCCAAGUGCUCCAAGUCCGUGUACGCCGCCGAAGAGCGCGUAGCCGGUGGCAUGAAAUGGCACAAGCAGUGCUUCAAAUGCGGCCUGUGCAACAAGAUGUUGGACUCUACCAACGCCAACACUCACGAGAACGAGCUCUUCUGUAAGGUUUGUCACGCUCGCAAGUACGGACCCAAGGGAUACGGAUUCGGCGGUGGCGCCGGAGCUUUGAGCAUGGACGUCGGAGAACAUUUGGGCAACACUCAGUCCGUCUCCAAUCGCCCGGCUCCGGGUGCCGAGAAGCCAGUGCCGCAGGCUCCGGCUGGCGAAGGAUGCCCCCGUUGCGGUGGCCACGUCUACGAAGCCGAGCGGAUGUUGGCCGGUGGCAGAUCGUGGCACAAGAAGUGCUACAAGUGCAAGGACUGCCGCAAGCAUCUGGACUCGACCAACUGCUGCGAAGCUCCCGACAAAGAAAUCUACUGCAAACUGUGCUACGGCAAGAAAUUCGGACCGUCCGGCUACGGUUUUGGUCAAGGUGCCGGAAUUUUGCAGAGCGACGCUCUGACAGUUUUGAGCAAUGCGGAAAAGAUGCGGCCAAGCCGGCCGGAUUUGGGCGUCAUCAAGGCGACUGAAGGACAGGACGGAUGCCCGCGCUGCGGCGGCGCCGUCUUCGCCGCCGAGACAAUGUUGGCUCGUGGAACGGUUUGGCACAAGACUUGCUUCAACUGCAAAGAGUGCAAGCGCGUAUUGGACUCGGUGCUGGCCUGUGACGGGCCAGAUCGUGACGUCUACUGCAAGCUCUGCUACGCCAAGAAAUUCGGCCCCAAAGGAUACGGAUUCGGCGCCGGAGGCGCUUUCCUGAUGGCCGACUCCAUUCCAAACGACAUGGAAAAUUUGGCUUUCAAGGCUAUCGACACCAAGACCAUCAAGGCUCCGGAGGGCCAGGGUUGCCCCCGUUGCGGCGGAAGCGUCUUUGCGGCUGAGCUGAUGCUGUCCAAGGGACAAGAGUGGCACAAAAAGUGCUUCAGCUGUGGCGACUGCCACCGGCCGCUGGACUCUGUCCUGGCCUGCGACGGUCCCAACAAGGACAUUUACUGCAAGGCCUGCUACGGCAAACGAUUCGGACCGAAAGGCUUCGGCUACGGCCACUCGCCCACUCUGGUCUGUACUACAGGCACCGCUGACGUGCCCGUCGAGGCCAAGCAGGGCCUCAAGGCCGCAGAAGGUGAGGGCUGCCCUCGCUGUGGAUUCUGCGUCUACGCCGCCGAGCAGAUGAUUAGCAAGACCCGAGUGUGGCACAAGCGCUGUUUCAACUGCAGCGAUUGCCAUCACUCGUUGGACUCGACCAACCUGAACGACGGUCCCGACAAUGACAUUUACUGCGUCGGCUGCUAUCGCAGAAAGUUCGGCCCACACGGAGUCGGUUACGGCAUGGGCGGCGGAGCUCUGCAAACUUUCUAAAACUAAAAAUUUUAAAAAACAAAACAAAACAACAAAAGAAUCAUUUUUCGGACAAUACGAUUUAUAGUUGAUGUUGAUGACGGGGUUAUUAACCGCAUCACUCGCGCUGUCCGCUGCUUUUUCACCUCCUAAAAUUUGAGGGAUUACCACAAAAAAAAGAGAAAAAUAUUAAAAAAAAAGAAAAUAAAAAUAUUAAUCAAAUGCUUUUUAUGGGGAAUUAAGUUAAGUGGGGGGAUUUUUUCUAAAUUAAAGAAAAACAAAAUAAAAUUUUGUUUUCAGCUUUUUGAUACACCACCAAUGUCCAGACACAAAAUUUCUUUCUAUUAUUACCCACCCAAAAACGAAAUAAUCCACAUACGAUUGUUCAAAAUUAUAUUUAAUCUCCGAAUGUUUUUUUUUUUUUUUCCUUUUUCUUCGCUCCGAUACCUAUCAAAUUUUACUAAUCGAUUGAUCCUAGCGUAUAAUAUUUGUAGUCUUUUUAUUUUUCAAAAAAUGGCGGGCAGAAAUGUCGGCCUUUAUUCAUGGAAUGAGUCGUUCUAGUCCCUGAUUCAUCAUGCAUCUAACUCGUGUCGUGAAAGGCCUUUUUUCAAAAACAUACUUAAAGAUGAACAGAAUCAAAAUUGAAUGGCAAAAAGAUGGAAAAAACAAAUUUGAAUGAAAGAAAUCGACAACAGGUGACGCUAAAGUCGUCAUUUCUUGAAUUCUCUAAAUUUCUUUUUUCUUCUUUUUGUCGGUGUUUUUUUUAUUUUAAAAAUUUUCUGUUUGGCUUUUGAUAUUAUUUUAUUUGAUGCUGCUAUUUUCCUAUUAUUUAUACACAAGUUGAUUUUAUGUUUGAAGGAGAGAGCGCAUGUGUGUGAUGACGUGUCCGAGUGUGAUGACGAGGUGGCCAUAUUUGUAUAACGAUAUUUUGAUUUUUAUUAUUAUUAUUAUUUUUUUUUUUUUAAUUUAAAUUUGUUGCUAUAAUUUUUUCAACCUCUUAUUUUUGAUUACCCCCUCUCCUCAAAUUCUUUGCGGCUUUUGGCGACCAUUUCAUCCACCAGGAAACAAACAAUCACGACGACAAGCAGACAAAAUUGUUGACUAAUAACUCGUUACGUCUUUAUAAAUAACACGCGCUGACAGCAGCUGAUGAAUUGUGUCCUAUUUUGUUUGUCUUUUUUCUUUAUUUGAUUUUAUUAUUAUUUUUUUAAAUUCCACUAUUCACCUGGGAGCUGUUUCAGCGUUAAAAAAAAAUUGAUUCCCUGUUUGAUUUCUUAUUCUGCUUCUCUCUCGCCCUUUGAUUCUGUAGCGGCAACAGCGCUUCCUUAUUAUUAUUAUUAUUCGUUCAAGAAUUAUCUAUUCAGACUUGGAUAUCUUCUUGAUUCAUUUUUAUUUUUUUUUAUUUAUUUUUUAAAUUUAUUAUUGGGUUUCUCCAGUAUCGCUUUUACAUAAUCCAGAACAAAGUUUUCCAUUUAUCUGAUUUUUGACAAGUUUAAUCAUCGAGUUCAAACAUUGAACUAAACAAACAAAAUGCACACACGUGAAACUCGAGACAUUUUUUCUUUUUCUUUUAAGUUUGGGUUUGGAGGGUGGUCGUUUAUCAUGAAUUUCUUAUCUUCUCCUGCUGUUGUUGUCUGUUGGGUCACACACACACACACACACACACAGCUGUGAUAAGUCUGUAAUAUCACCUGGAAUGUUGGGAACUGACGGAAGCUUUUCACUGCCUUUGAAUGGACUAAACGAAAAAACCGAACGGAAUCUAAAUAAUAAGCUGAUCAAUUUCCUUAAAUUGCGAACGAUUUCAUUUGACGGAAUGGACCUUGACUCCCGAAUUUCUAGCGAAAAAUCAACCUCCCCCCCUCCCCCCCAAAUUCAUUUCCGACAUUAAAAAAAAAAAAAUUUUCGUUGCUUUUAUUUCUGCAUCGAUUGAUAAUUAUUUCCUAUCAAAAUGUUUCGUUUAAUCAUAUUUCGCCUUUGGUUGCACAAACUCAUUUGGAGUCGCAAAACAAAAAAAAAAGAUGGCAACCUGAAAUUGAAAAGAAAAAAAAAAAGGUUUUCAAACAUUCUUUGUUCAGCAACGCGUAUACAUUAAUAAUAAUUGUACAUCUCGCCUUUUUUAUUUAAACUGUCGACCUUCCCAUUUUGAUGCCUCCCUCCCUCCUUCCUAUAUGCCCCUUCUCUCAUGACGUGCUUGCCUUCUUUUGAAGCGAAUACAAACUGAAUUUCUCAGUUGGGAAAAAAAAUAAAA
Messenger RNA from Daphnia pulicaria, 3956 nucleotides. It is a transcript of the gene Mlp84B, whose product is annotated as muscle LIM protein Mlp84B-like. Gene Ontology annotation, molecular function: actinin binding; structural constituent of muscle. Gene Ontology annotation, biological process: muscle tissue development; sarcomere organization. The record is from RefSeq and is a predicted model, not a curated record. Bases 254 to 1726 code for a protein of 490 amino acids. The transcript is spliced from 11 exons. Gene Ontology annotation, cellular component: nucleus; Z disc; cytoplasm. NCBI's taxonomy places the organism in Eukaryota, Metazoa, Arthropoda, Branchiopoda, Diplostraca, Daphniidae.